AGCAGGCCCUGUUUAUGAACGUUUUAUUGUCUGGAUUGAGUUCAACCGGAGGCUGGCAUACAUUCGAGAGCUGUUUGCAAUUGUUUAAAUAAUUAUGGAGGAAUAUACACGAGAGCCUUGUCCCUUUCGCAUCGUCGAGGAUUGCGGCGGCGCCUUCACCAUGGGCGCUGUGGGUGGCGCCAUAUUUCAGGCCAUCAAAGGAUUUCGCAACGCACCCUGCGGGCUACCACGUCGCUUCGCUGGCGGCUUGGCCGCAAUGCGCUCCCGCUCGGGCCUAGUGGGCGGCAGCUUCGCCAUAUGGGGCGGCACAUUCAGUGCCAUCGACUGCAGUUUGGUCUAUAUGCGCGGCAAGGAGGAUCCGUGGAACUCCAUAAUAAGCGGCGCAGCAACUGGCGGCGUUUUAGCGGCACGUGGUGGCAUUACAGCCAUGCUAAGCAGCGCCCUGGUGGGCGGAGUGCUGUUAGCUUUGAUCGAGGGCGCUGGUAUUGCCAUGUCACACUAUACGGCCGAUAACUAUCGCCAGAUAUCGGUGCUGGAGCGCAUGCAGCAUUAUAAUGAACGCCAAAUGCGUCAGCAGCAACAGCAGCAGCAGCAGAUCUCCAGCUUCUAUGCGGAUCAAAACGAGGGCAACUCGUUGCCGGCUUAGACAAUCCGCCACAUCAUCGAUCUAUAGGCAGCACGACCAUCGAAUAUAAAUGUUGAAAAUCA
Messenger RNA from Drosophila hydei, 708 nucleotides. RefSeq names its product probable mitochondrial import inner membrane translocase subunit Tim17 1 (gene Tim17b1). The transcript is spliced from 3 exons. Gene Ontology annotation, biological process: protein import into mitochondrial matrix. NCBI's taxonomy places the organism in Eukaryota, Metazoa, Arthropoda, Insecta, Diptera, Drosophilidae. Gene Ontology annotation, cellular component: mitochondrial inner membrane; TIM23 mitochondrial import inner membrane translocase complex. The coding region runs from base 95 to 646 and encodes 183 amino acids. Gene Ontology annotation, molecular function: transmembrane protein transporter activity. The record is from RefSeq and is a predicted model, not a curated record.